AUGAGUUGGCGGCUUUCCGACUUUGAACGUUGGCGCUAUCCAGAACAAUGUUCGCCACGCCCUACUGAGUACACAGGAAAGGAUCCAUUUUCCAUUUUUAUUUAUUUAUUUAUUUAUUUAUUUGCCCCGUACCUUUGCAAGCGCAGCGAGGCUUGCCCGGGCGGUCGUCCCGAUAAUCGCCAGCUGGUCAACAACAAACUAGUUAUACGGCUGGCAGUUAAAAAAUUUGACUAA
Messenger RNA from Akanthomyces muscarius, 234 nucleotides. RefSeq lists its product as uncharacterized. Bases 1 to 234 code for a protein of 77 amino acids. The transcript has 5 exons. NCBI's taxonomy places the organism in Eukaryota, Fungi, Ascomycota, Sordariomycetes, Hypocreales, Cordycipitaceae. The record is from RefSeq and is a predicted model, not a curated record.